Molecule: messenger RNA, 2184 nt
Organism: Malassezia sympodialis ATCC 42132
Lineage: Eukaryota; Fungi; Basidiomycota; Malasseziomycetes; Malasseziales; Malasseziaceae
Gene: PIM1
Product: ATP-dependent Lon protease PIM1
Biological process (GO): protein catabolic process; chaperone-mediated protein complex assembly; mitochondrion organization
Cellular component (GO): mitochondrial matrix
Molecular function (GO): ATP hydrolysis activity; ATP binding; serine-type endopeptidase activity
Source: RefSeq, a predicted model, not a curated record
AUGGAACCGUACGAUCGAAAGCCCAACCAAUACAUCCGCGCUGUCAUGUCAGAGUUGAUCUCAGUCUUUAAAGACAUUGCAAACUUGAAUCCGCUAUUCCGUGACCAGAUUGCCAACUUUAGCAUCUCUCAGGGUGCUGGUAAUGUAUUUGAGGAGCCUGAGAAGCUGGCAGAUUUUGCCGCUGCUGUCUCCAGCAGUGAAGUUGAUGAGCUGCAAGGUGUACUCGAGUCGAUGAAUGUGGAGGAUCGUUUGCAAAAAGCGCUUCUUGUCCUUAAAAAAGAGCUGGUUAAUGCUCAGCUCCAGAGCAAGAUUAGCAAAGAUGUGGAAAAUAAGAUUCAAAAGAGACAACGAGAGUACUACUUGAUGGAGCAGCUGAAGGGUAUUAAACGCGAGCUUGGGAUUGAAUCUGAUGGAAAGGACAAAUUGAUUGAAAAGUUCAAAGAAAAGGCGGCCAAACUCAACAUGCCGGAGGCCGUCCGAAAGGUUUUCGAUGAAGAACUUGCCAAACUUCAAUCCCUUGAACAAGCUGCCAGUGAAUUUAACGUAACUCGAGGAUACCUCGAAUGGAUUACAAGUAUUCCCUGGGGUGUACACUCCCGGGAUAACUAUGCCAUCAAACGUGCUGCUGAGGUGCUAGAUCAUGACCAUUUUGGUUUGAAGGAUGUCAAAGAUCGUAUUUUGGAAUUUCUGGCAGUUGGAAAGCUGCGUGGUACUGUUGAAGGAAAAAUUAUCUGCCUGGUUGGACCACCCGGUGUCGGCAAGACGUCUAUUGGCAAGUCAAUUUCGAAGGCUCUUGGGCGUGAGUUCUAUCGCUUUAGCGUCGGUGGACUAAGUGACGUGGCUGAAAUUAAAGGUCACCGUCGAACCUAUGUGGGUGCUAUGCCCGGUAAGGCAAUUCAAGCCCUGAAAAAGGUUGGGACGGAGAAUCCAUUGAUUCUUAUCGACGAGGUCGAUAAAUUAGCCCGAGGCUACAAUGGAGAUCCCUCGUCCGCCCUGCUUGAGAUGUUGGAUCCAGAACAGAAUGCCUCCUUCAUGGACCACUAUUUGGAUGUUCCUGUGGAUCUGUCUCGGGUUCUUUUUGUCUGUACAGCCAAUACACUGAGUACAAUACCUCAGCCCCUCAUGGACCGGAUGGAAGUGAUUGAAGUUUCUUCAUAUACUGCGGAGGAAAAGCGGCAUAUAGCCCGUGGUUAUCUUGCGCCUCAAGCCAAAGAAGCUUCUGGGUUAAAAGAUGCGAAAGUCAUUCUUCCAGAUGAAUCAAUCGACUUUCUGAUCAAGCGCUAUGCGCGUGAGAGUGGCGUGCGCAGCCUACGCAAGCUUCUGGAGAAGGUCUACCGCAAGGUAGCCUACGAUAUUGUUAAGGAGCAUGGUGAGGAAGUAUUUCCUGAGCCAGAACCUUCCAAAUGUACCGAUACCGACAAGGAAACAGCAAUCACAACUGAGCCUCGUGAGCCCAUGAAUAUCCCGCCCACUGUAUCCUUGGUGAUUUCUGAAGACAAGCUUCGUGAGUAUCUUGGUCCUCCUCUAUACCACAAGGACCGUCUAUACACUCAAACGAUGCCAGCGGGAGUUGCUCUUGGCCUUGGUUAUCUCGGCAAUGGCUCUGGCUCAUUGAUGCCUAUUGAGACGACCUUGAUGCCCGGUAAAGGACACUUGCAGCUUACAGGAAAGCUCGGUGAUGUUAUCAAAGAAAGUGCUACAAUUGCUUUGUCAUGGGCCAAAACGCAUGCGUACGAGCUGGGCAUGACCAAAGAACAAGAUACUUCACUCCUGGAUCAUCGUGAUGUUCAUCUUCAUAUGCCAGAGGGUGCCAUUGGCAAAGACGGACCAUCAGCAGGUGUAGCGUUCGCUGUAAGCCUGAUUAGCCUUUUGCUGAACCGUCCAUUGCCUACCACACUUGCUAUGACGGGCGAAGUAUCUCUUCGAGGCAUGGUGCUACCAGUGGGUGGAUUAAAGGAGAAGUUGCUUGCGGCCCAUCGUGCAGGUGUCACUACUCUGAUUCUACCUGCUCAGAACCGCCCCAGCGUCGAAGCAGAUGUGCCAAAGACGGUCUUGAAUGACUUGCAUGUGCAUUAUGUAACGAAUGUUUGGGCGGCCCUUGAAAUCGCUUUUGGACCUGGUCCCUGGAGCGAGCAGGCGCGCGUGUGGAAUGCGAAUGAGUCGCCCGAAGCAGCUAGCCAAUAG